This is a messenger RNA of Podarcis muralis (Common wall lizard), 1105 nucleotides long. RefSeq names its product family with sequence similarity 210 member B (gene MIMS2). Gene Ontology annotation, cellular component: mitochondrion. The record is from RefSeq and is a predicted model, not a curated record. Lineage: Eukaryota; Metazoa; Chordata; Lepidosauria; Squamata; Lacertidae.
GGGUGGCUGUUUUGCGCGCUCUCUCCGGGCCUGAUCAGCCGCCUCCCUUCGCCGGGAUCCGUCGGCCGCUUGGGCUGCCAGCCGUGGGAAGCCGGCGCAGCCCCUCCGCGGCCAUGCUCCGGCUAGGCCGGCCGUGCGCUCUGCACGCGCUCUGCCCCGGCGGGCUGCUGCAGGUCUGCAGCAGGAGCGCCGCCUCCGGGGAAGCGGUAACCAGCAGCCUCCCGAUCGGCCAGGUGCAGCCCAGCCCGGGAGUCGAGAAGCGGGCGCCGCGCAGGACGCACCGGAGGCUCCUGCGGGAAGCGCUGCUGCUUCUGCUGCUGCAGCCGCCAAGCCCCGGGCGCUUCGGGAUCCCGGCCGCCGGGGCUGAUCUGCGCCGCGGAAGAGAGGGCGACCCGUUGCUGCUGCUGCUGCUGACAUAUCCUCUGCCACAGGCAGAAGGGGAGGCGGGCGGCCCCCGCCAGCUGCUCUCCGAGAUCACGCUGCAUGCGGUCGGGGGCGGCGGAAGAGGCAGCGGCGGCCUCGGGUCCAGGAAGGAGACUAGUGAAACUGCAGGAAACGACCAUGCAGAUCCUAGCCAGGAGAAUGGAAAGAAACCUAACAAAUCCCAGCAGCUGAAGAAAGUUUUUAAGGAAUAUGGAGCUGUGGGAGUUGUAUUCCAUGUUGGGAUUUCUUUGAUGUCUCUAGGAAUGUUCUAUCUAGCCGUGUCAAGUGGAGUAGACAUGACUGCCAUCCUCUCCAAGUUGGGAUUUGAUGACGCUCUUGUGCAAUCCAAGUUGGCCGCUGGGACGAGUACUUUUGUUUUGGCCUACGCUAUCCACAAACUGUUUGCUCCAGUCCGCAUCAGCAUCACCUUAGUCUCUGUGCCAUUACUUGUGCGAUAUUUUCGGAAGAUAGGUUUCUUCAAACCUCCGACUCCAAAUCCAUGAUUAAAUCACUGGAGGAAAACAAGGCUGCCACCUCAGUUAAUAUAAAAUAUAAAAUGUUUUUAAAUUGCUGCACCCUGGUGGUGCCUGUGCAGAUUCCUGUAAUACCACCUUUGCAUUGUAUAUUCAUGGUGGAGGGAGGGCAAGUGUUUUUUCUUGAUAAACUACUUCACAAAUACUGA